GUGACAGCGGGGCGCAGUGUGUAGCUGGAGUUCACCAAGUGAACUCACACGCACGAGCUCCAGAAAGACCAAUGCUUUAACAGCGCGCACUCAGAAACACAUAGCGCCUUGCUCUGAAGUCAACCAGUAGAUCCGGGGGCCGGGCACACACACGCAGCCAUGGCGGGGGACGGGACCGACCAGCGGGCGCUGCAGUAUGAACAAACCCUGAUGUAUGGGCGCUACACCCAGGAGCUCGGGGUGUACGCCAAAGAGGAGGCUGCUCGGCUGAGGGAGAGCGGGCAGAGGCGAUCGGUCAGCGAUCGAAGCCGGUCGCUGGACCUGCUGGAGUACGACAAGGGACGCUGUGCCAAGUGUCGCAGGUCAGGGUACCCGUAUGUUCUGGAACCCCCAGCCCGGGACUUUAUCUCUGUCUGCACCGUUCGCUGUCAGAAGUUCCUGAUCUCGCGGGUCGGGGAGGACUGGAUCUUCCUCAUCCUGCUGGGACUCCUCAUGGCCCUGGUCAGCUGGGCGAUGGACUUCUGCAUCGCCAUCUGCCUGCAAGCACAGAAAUGGAUGUACGGUGGUCUGGACAGCAAUGUGUUCCUGCAGUAUCUGGCCUGGGUCACUUACCCUGUCGUCCUCAUCACCUUCUCUGCCGGUUUCACACAGAUCCUGGCCCCGCAGGCUGUCGGUUCAGGUAUUCCAGAAAUGAAGACCAUCCUGAGAGGAGUGGUGUUGAAGGAAUACCUCACCUUCAAAACCUUUGUGGCCAAAGUCAUCGGCCUCACCUGCGCUCUAGGCAGUGGCAUGCCGCUGGGCAAGGAGGGUCCGUUCGUACAUAUCGCCAGUCUGUGUGCUGCUUUGCUCAGCAAGUUCAUGUCUCUGUUUGGAGGAAUUUACGAGAAUGAGUCGAGGAACAUUGAGAUGCUGGCAGCAGCCUGCGCUGUAGGAGUGGGCUGCUGUUUUGCUGCCCCCAUUGGAGGAGUGUUGUUCAGUAUUGAAGUAACGUCCACAUUCUUUGCGGUGAGGAACUAUUGGAGAGGUUUCUUUGCUGCUACAUUCAGUGCCUUCAUCUUCAGAGUCUUGGCUGUUUGGAACAGAGACGAAGAGACCAUCACAGCCCUGUUUAAAACACGUUUCCGGCUGGACUUCCCGUUUGACCUCCAGGAGCUUCCUGCCUUUGCUGUCAUCGGUAUUGCCAGUGGUUUUGGUGGAGCACUGUUUGUGUACCUGAACCGACUUAUUGUCCAGUUUAUCCGGAAACAGAAGGCCAUCAACAGAUUCCUCAUGAAAAAACGACUGCUGUAUCCAGCACUGGUCACUUUACUUGUGUCCACAUUAACCUUUCCUCCUGGCUUUGGGCAGUUUAUGGCUGGAAAGCUCACGCAGAAGGAGUCUCUUGUGACUUUACUGGACAACCGGACCUGGGCCAAACAGGGCAUUGCUGAGGAGUUUGACUACAUUGGACACUCCGAAGCCUGGAUACACCCGCAAGUCAACGUCUUUGUCACCCUUGUCCUCUUCAUCGUCAUGAAGUUCUGGAUGUCUGCGCUAGCCACCACCAUCCCUGUGCCCUGUGGAGCCUUCAUGCCAGUGUUUGUCAUAGGGGCAGCUUUUGGUCGUCUGGUUGGAGAAAGUAUGGCAGCCUGGUUCCCAGAUGGCAUUCACUCAGAUGGCACCAUCUACCCCAUAGUGCCAGGAGGCUACGCUGUUGUGGGUGCGGCAGCCUUGUCAGGAGCAGUCACCCACACGGUAUCCACAGCGGUCAUCGUGUUCGAGCUGACUGGCCAGAUCUCCCAUAUCCUGCCGGUGAUGAUAGCGGUGAUCUUGGCCAACGCUGUGGCCCAAUCCCUGCAGCCUUCCCUCUAUGACUCCAUCAUCAGGAUCAAGAAGCUGCCUUACCUUCCAGAGCUGGGCUGGGGACACCACGAGAAGUAUAAUAUCCGUGUGGAGGACAUUAUGGUGCGGGAUGUUCGGUACAUCACACUCGCCUGCUGCUAUAGAGACCUCCACAACGUCCUGUUGAUCGGCCAACUCAAGACCCUGGCACUGGUGGAAUCAGCAGAGUCCAUGAUCCUGCUGGGCUCCAUCGAGCGCGCCCAGCUCCAGUCGCUGCUCUCCCAGCAGCUCGGUCGGGCCAGACGGCUCGAGUACAUCAGGGAGAGAGCUGCUGCGGAGAAGAAACGCCUGUCAGUCAUUUCAAACCCUGGCAGCGAGGAUGAAGGCCGACGAGUCAGUCAGGAGGUCCGCUUCCAGAUCUCUACUGAGGAAUCAUCCUUCAGUCCCACACGACCAAUACCUCAGAAGCCCCUCAAACCUGCUCUGAAGAGAGCGUCUGUGGUUGAGCGACCCACUGAGAUCCCAACCAAUUCACAGGAUAACUCGGGCAUUGCUUUGAAGAACCUGUUUUGUGCCAGUCCAGACACAGAGGCCCUGGAGAGAAACAACAACAUGGAGAGCCCCGCGUCUCCUGAGCUCAGGAAGAUGCCCAAACGAGUCAGGAUAUCUGUCGUGGAGCCACCACCCAGCCUAAAGAGUUUCUCUGGGGAUGAUGGAGAUUUGGAGGACGACAUGACCAUUAGAGAGAUUGCAGAGUGGGAGGAGCAGCAGCUUGAUGAGCAGGUCAACUUCAGCAACUGCAAAAUCGACCCUGCACCAUUCCAGCUGGUGGAGCGUACGUCGCUGCAUAAGACCCACACCAUCUUCUCGCUGCUGGGCCUCGACCACGCCUACGUCACCAGCAUUGGACGCCUCAUUGGGGUGGUUUCCCUCAAAGAGCUCCGCAAGGCCAUCGAGGGCUCAGUGACGGUGAAGGGUGUGAAGGUGCGUCCUCCUCUGGCCAGCUUCCGGGACAGUGGCACCAGCAGCAGCGAGAACGAGGCCACCGAGCUCCACAAGCUGUGGGACCGCCACAAGAGCAUGUCGCUGCCCCGUGAACACACCCCCUCUGAGUCCGACGAGAAAUCACAGUGAGGGAAAGUGGAGGAGGAGGAGGAGGAAGAAGAAGAAGAAGAAGAGCAGGUGGAGGAAGAGCAGGAGGAGUGAGGCAUUAAGGUCUUUUAAUCCCCCAAAGCCACAAACAUGCAAAAAAAGUAAAAAAUCCUCAGGGUUUAGGAUCAAUAUUUAAUUCUGGAAAGAGUUAGACUGCUGCGCCUGCCUUCUUAACUCCUCAUCUCCUCCCUCCUCUCCCCAUCUUCACCAACCACUCACUACUUUCUCCUAGACCCUUGCACUGACAAAGCCAGACACGCCACAGGAGGGUGGAAACCAACUCAGCCUCAGCCCUGAAUCCAUUCUCCUCUUGGGAACCUACAGCUGAGAGAAUUUGGAUUAGGAAGGCGGGGGGGCGGGGGGGGGGGGGGGGGGGGGGCGUGUUGGUCGAUUCCAACAAGGGACUGGGAUUGGGCUGAAAUCUUAAAAAGGGAUUAUUGUUUUUUAGCUUGUGUAUCUUAAGAGUUCAGAUCAAAGUCUGGAUCUGAAUGAGUGAUCCUCAGAAUGAGUCUUCCACUUGAGCCGAGAAAUUCAGCAAAGAUGACUAGGAAGAAAAAUGUGUGAGUGUGUGUUUGUGUGUGUGUACUGUAAGUGUGAGUGUGUGAGUUGUGAAACAGCUGAUCGUUCACGACGAGGUAGCAAACGACUAUUUCUUAUAUGAUUUUGUAAUUGCCUUUAGAAAACAUUUCAAUCGGCUUGAAUAAUUUAAUUUCUGACUGAUCAGGGGAUCUGGGUUUGAUGUCUUUGUAAAUCACACUGAAGUUUGAGCCACUGUUAAGCGUUGGACCGGUGUAGGGACAGAUGCCAUAGAUCUCUGUAUUUUCCAUUACUUCUGUUUUCCCUGAACUUGUCAUGUCUUCAGUAGUGUGUGUUAAUGGUGAAGUGGAGAGUACAGUCUAUGCAAGCAGAUGUGCCUGUUGGCAGCAGCCGAGGGACCGGCGACCCUUUUCAUAAUGCACGCACUGCUCUCCUGCUGCAGCUACAGCCUUGUUUCACAAAAGACGCAUAGAAAAGCACACAAACAUUACUGAGGGAGACUUUCCAAGAGGGGAGGUUUUCUGCUUAUCUAUAUAUAGCUCUUAAUAACCGUUCUAGAGAAGGUUGGGGGAGGACGGAGAGGGCAGGAAGCGGGGGAGGGAGGUAGGGAGGGAAGGGGAGGGAGCAAAUGGAAGGCUUAAAGAAUGAAGACAUCAUUGCCUAUCCAGCCACUCUGGUCCCGCUCAUCAAUCUGUCUUUGAUCGCCGGGUUAGCUAACCCCCAUCGCUAUUAGAGACGCCCCCUUCCCCACCAGCAGCAGUAUGAUGUAGGGCUGAGGUAGACUUCAGUGUCUGCAUGUGCAGCACGAGCUGACGAUACAAAAGCAGAGACCUCGUGAUUAAUGCUGACCGGUAGUCACAGUGAACUGAGGCAUGAUCCAUUUACAUUAAGAACUCUAAACGAAAUCCAUAACUGACCAAUAACACUCAGAAAUUAAGUCUGACCAUUUGGAACGCCCCAGUUGACCAAUGGGAGGCCCAGCUCAUUACUACAGACGAGCAGUACACUCCAGCGUCUGGCCCGGUGUGGAUGGCGGUUUAUUCCAGGAACUCCAUCUAUUAAUGUUUAGAUGGCAGCACGGUUUCUGAUUCAGCAAGUAUCCUGACAUGAUGGACGACGUAUGAGUACUGUGUAUUUAAAAAUUCAUGUCCAGCGUAAAGCUUGAUGCUCGUCAGCUCGACAGAAGCACAUUGAUUCGUUUUCCCUGUCCUCCAUCCCUUCACCCACUUCCAUGUUUUACUCUCAGCUACUGACCCCACACACUGUACCUUCUUUUAAAACACUCCGAUUUUCUUUGUAUUUCUUAUUUAAUGUUUCUUUUUGGACCAGGCAAUGAUGCCCUUUACUUUUCUCAGCUGCUGUUCAGCUGCCUUAAAUCCUCACUCAUGGCCAGCUUCACUGUUGUUUUCAGCACACGAGGCAUGGACUCUACCUUUGUCCUGUCCUGCUACAUGCCAGUGAAAUUAAAUUACAUACAGUUAGAUCAGCAUGGCUUUGCAUGUAAAGAUCAUGAUGAUCAAAAUGUACCAAAAACACAAGCUUGACAGACGAGUGAAUGAUGUUGUCUUACGUCUGCCAUCUUGUGUCUGCAUGUUAUAUAUCCUUACAGUGUUUUUUCUUUUUAUACCUAUAGCAUCUGAUUCUCUUUCUCUUUGAUUGGCAUCUUCCCAUCAUCCAAUGAGCGUUAUCCCUUGUCUCUGAAUUAAACUGUGGUUGGGGUCUGUGGGUAUACGUGAUACUUACAGAUUAAUAUAUUUAACAUCAUUCAUGUAAUAUAAAAUCAUAAUUUAAUGUCUUAACCAAUCUGAAAUUGUUGACUAUUCUCUUUUUGAAAGAGAUUUGGGGGUUUGUUAUAUGAUGUUUGUUGUAAUUUUUUUUCCACAUUUGAUGAUUUUUAAUGUUGGUUUUUAUGCUGUCCCUUUAUGUUGGUAUUUUUCUUGUUUUUCUUUUGACAUGCUGUCUGAAACAUUUCUGCUAAGACACUUAAGUGCAAAUAACACUAACAGGGUGAAGGCUCACAAUGGCUGCCUGAUGGGAAAAGCAAAAGAAAUGUAAUUGUGCCACAAACGGUGGUUGAAUGUGGAAGCGUGUGGUCUUUAAGCAACGUGUUCAUUUCACAAGUGCCUGCAUCGCCUCCUCCUCUUUAUCAGCAGGAGUAUGAAUCGGCACCCAAUCGUUUUGAACACACUUUCCAUACACAUCCCUACGAUGUGGAAUCAGGGAGGCUGAUGUGUCCGCGUGUGCAGUUGUCACCAUGGCAACCUGUUGUCGUCGUUUCACGCACCUCUGCCCCCCCCCCACCCAUCCCUGACCGAGAUCCACUCGUCUGAUUUGGUUCUGUUCAUUUGUUUGUGCUUCUCAUCGAUUGUCGUUGUUCUGCCUUCCCCUCCCUGCAAGGACAUUUCAGAAAGGUUAAUUUCAUUAGCUCCCAGACAGAUGUGGACCGAGGCAGAUAUAUAUAUUUAUUAGUCUGUAUUAAUCAUACGUAGAAAUUGUUGUUUUUCAUGCUUUUUAUAAAUGAUUGAUUUUGUUGGUAAUCAAAUUGUGCAAUAACGGCUGUUCAUCUCACUUUGUAACCCAGUUUUGAUUCAUGACGUGAAUGCAAGAUAACCUUAUUUUUUUAAAGAAACCUGAAAAGUGUAAAAAGAUGUAUGUACAGUAAACAAGGCGGACUGACGCUCAGACGGGAGCUCCUGUGUGAUAAAGCGAUGCUUGCUUUCAAGGGAAGGUUUCCCAGAAUCCUCAGUAAAAGCUGUCACAAUGUCACUAAUCAGCUUUAAAAUAUAAAAGACACUGUUUCCUCCUUUAGGUGCUAAGUUUCAUUUUGAGAAAUGGCUUUGACUCCUCAGUUUGGCUUCUGGGAAACCUUCACCGUCUGGUGAAUCUGCUGCAUGGACUGUAGCUGGCGCUCUCGUACAAGAACCACUAAAGCACUGAUGGCGAUUCAGUUUGAUCUCGCUCCCCUCUGCCCUCUGCUUCAGUCUGAGGGAUUUUGAUAAGACCUGAUCCUCACAUCAGCUGUUGAAGGUUAUCUGCUCCUUAGGACUCUUAUAGGGACUGUGCAUUGUGCAUAUUGGAGGCCUCCACUACGGCAAACCCAGAGGGUCAAACCAGACAGAGCUGAACAAAAUCCAGAGCUAUUUUUCACACAGAAAAAAUGAAACAUUGUUUUGUAUAUCAGGGAUGAAUAAAUGAGAUUUUAACG
Messenger RNA from Platichthys flesus (European flounder), 6715 nucleotides. RefSeq names its product chloride channel protein 2-like. NCBI's taxonomy places the organism in Eukaryota, Metazoa, Chordata, Actinopteri, Pleuronectiformes, Pleuronectidae. Gene Ontology annotation, biological process: transmembrane transport; chloride transport. Gene Ontology annotation, cellular component: membrane. The coding region runs from base 160 to 2955 and encodes 931 amino acids. Gene Ontology annotation, molecular function: voltage-gated chloride channel activity. The transcript is spliced from 26 exons. The record is from RefSeq and is a predicted model, not a curated record.